Molecule: messenger RNA, 1257 nt
Organism: Lathyrus sativus (Indian pea)
Lineage: Eukaryota; Viridiplantae; Streptophyta; Magnoliopsida; Fabales; Fabaceae
Source: the annotation of a GenBank genome assembly
AUGGGAGAAGCUGAAGGAGAAGGUGGUGGUUGUUCCAUCAGAGGCGGUGAUAUAUAUUGGGGAAGAAAGCAUGACACUGAUUUCAAAGGAAUUGUUGUAAUCUUUGCUUGGGUUUCAGUUCCGAAAACCCUUUUAAGGGAAUUCGUUGACCUUUACUCCUCUUUAGGUUGGAAUUCCCUUGUUUGUUAUGCUCAUUAUCUAUCCGCAUUCAAUAAGGAAAGCGCCGUGCCAUUGGCAUUUUAUGUUUUUGAUGAACUUAUCGAGGUGCUAAGGACUAGGCCAUGUCCUGUUGUAUUUGCUUCUUUUUCUGCCGGGUCAAAAGCCUGUAUGUACAAAUUAUUUCAGCUUAGUGAAGGAAGAUGUCCAGCUCCACUCAAUUUGCGAGACUGUCAAUUGUUUAGGAACUGUAUUUCCGGACACAUAUAUGACUCUGGGCCACUAGAUGUUACUAGUGAUUUUGGCUUCCGUUUUUCUCUUCACCCUUCGAUUGCAAAAGUGCCCGGCCCAUCAAAGCUUAUUUCUUUGGUAGCAAAGUCUGUUGCAUCUGGUUUAGAUGCUUUAUACUUGACUCGAUUUGAAUCCCAAUCAGCUGAACACUGGCAGGCUUUAUAUUCUUCUGUUAAUUUAGGGGCUCCGUUUCUCAUUUUAUGUUCGGAGAAUGAUGACCUUGUGAGAUAUCAAAGUAUCUGUGAUUUUGCGCAACGACUACGCUGUCUCAACGGUGAUGUCAAUCUUGUAAAUCUGAGAAACUCCUCCCAUGUUGGUCAUUACAAACACCAUCCAAUUCAAUACAGAGCUGCUGUGAGCCAUUUAUUGGAGAAGGCCAUGUCAACGUAUUCACGAAAAGUGAUACUUGAACGAGAAAGAACUGGUAUCGAUGGUACGCAUGACGAGAUAUCCGAGUUAAUCUGUGAUCUGCAGAAAGUUGCAACUAAUUCAAAUGAGAGCUUUAGAAGAGUUGCAGUGAGGCCAAGUGACCACUUCUUUUUGCCUAGCUCAGCAGAACAUACCAACAACGACAGAGAAUCUGGGAUUCCACGCGACGAACAGAAAGAAGAACCUGUCUGUGUUCCCAGCUUCCCAAGCAUCAGCGCUCACAGUGUCCUUGGGCAAUUUCUUUUCGACGUUUGUGUUCCUAAGAAUGUUGAAGGUUGGGAUGUGAUGUUUUGUGGGAAUCUAAAUGGGAGGACGCGUGCUUCAGUGUCUAGGAAUUCGCCUUCCAGAGGCAUUAAACGUAUUGGUCGCUCCAGGUUAUGA